Henningerozyma blattae CBS 6284 is the source of this 1020-nucleotide messenger RNA. RefSeq names its product Sfc1p (gene SFC1). Bases 1 to 1020 code for a protein of 339 amino acids. The record is from RefSeq and is a predicted model, not a curated record. NCBI's taxonomy places the organism in Eukaryota, Fungi, Ascomycota, Saccharomycetes, Saccharomycetales, Saccharomycetaceae. The transcript has a single exon. Gene Ontology annotation, biological process: transmembrane transport; fumarate transport; succinate transport.
AUGUCACAAAAAUCAAGUAAUCCAUACAUCAAUCUAAUCUCUGGGGGUACAGCAGGGUUGUUUGAAGCAUUAUGUUGUCACCCAUUAGACACUAUCAAAGUGCGUAUGCAAAUAUACAAGAAGUCACAUUUGUCAUCAGGUAAUCCCGGUUUCUUGGCUACAGGCGUCAACAUCUAUAAGAAUGAAGGGUUUGUUGCUCUGUAUAAAGGGUUAGGGGCUGUGGUGAUAGGGAUUAUACCCAAGAUGGCUAUUCGUUUUUCUUCGUAUGAAAUGUUUAGAAACUUGUUGACUGAUCCUCAAACUAAAACUAUCACCACGGCAAACACUUUUAUUGCCGGUGUGGGUGCUGGUGUUACCGAAAGUAUUAUGGUUGUAAAUCCCAUGGAAGUCGUCAAGAUUAGAUUACAAUCACAACAUCUAGUGCUGCAAGAAGCCGCAGCCACUGCUUCCGCCACUGCUAGUUCGGCUGCAGGUACUGCCACUGCCACCAUGACUGCUGCAGGUGGUAAUCACAUGGCUACACAUGCUGCUCCAGUGAAAUAUCGUAACGCUAUACAUGCUGCUUACAGCAUUGUAAGAGAAGAAGGGGUCGCUACGUUGUAUAAGGGUGUCUCUUUAACAGCUGCUAGACAAGCUACAAAUCAAGGUGCUAAUUUCACUGUAUACUCCAAAUUGAAAGAAUAUUUACAAGAAUCACAAAACACUACCGUGUUACCUUCAUAUCAAACCUCUUUAAUAGGGUUAAUCUCGGGUGCCAUUGGGCCUUUCACAAAUGCUCCAUUAGACACAAUCAAAACAAGAUUACAAAAGGAGAAGAAAUUGUCCAACACAUCUUCAAAGGGUAAUUGGAAAAGAAUCAUGGAAAUCGGUAAUCAAUUGGUGAAAGAAGAAGGUCCAAGAGCAUUGUAUAAAGGUAUUACCCCAAGAGUCAUGAGAGUCGCACCAGGUCAAGCUGUCACUUUCACCGUAUACGAGUUUGUAAGAAAACAAUUGGAAGAUACAAAGGUUUUCUCGACUUAA